AUGAGUUGCUUCCCAUGUUUUUCAAGCAAGAAAGCGAGCCCCAACAAAGAUAAUGUUCCAGUGGCUCAAGCCAGAGACAUCAAUCCAUCAAUUGCUCCUGUGCAUAAUAAUGGGAUUACUCGAGAAGUGGCCGAUUACACCAACAAUAAAGCCAAACCAUGCCCGGUAGAAGAAGGAAGCAAUACGGCAAAGUCAUUCACCUUCCGUGAACUUGCCACAGCUACUAAGAAUUUUCGCCAAGAAUGUUUAUUGGGUGAAGGUGGGAUAGGACGAGUAUUCAAAGCAACACUUCCAGCAUAUGGCCAGGUUGUGGCUGUUAGGCAACUUGACAGAAGCAAAACACUAGGGAGCAGGGAGUUUCAGGUUGAAGUCCUAAUGUUGAGCCUUCUUCGCCAUCCGAAUCUGGUGAAUUUAAUUGGAUAUUGUGCCGAUGGUGAUCAAAGGCUUCUUGUGUAUGAGUACUUGCCCUUGGGGUCUUUGGAAAACCAUCUCUUUGACAUUUCAGGAGAUAAACGAGCGCUAGAUUGGUCAACAAGAAUGGCCAUAGCAUGUGGUGUGGCUCAAGGUCUUGAGUACCUUCACGAGAAGGCCAAUCCCCCCAUCAUCUACCGAGACCUAAAAUCAUCAAACGUUUUGUUGGACGAGAAUAAAAACCCAAAACUCUCGGAAUAUGGGCUCGCAAAGCUUAUGCAGAGCGGGAACAAAAUGAAUGUGACACCUAGGGUGAUGUCAGCUUAUGGGUAUUGCGCACCGGAGUACGAGAGGCAUGGAGAGCUCACCUCCAAAUCGGACGUGUACAGCUUUGGCGUGGUUCUGUUGGAGCUUAUCACGGGCCGCCGAGCCUACGACCCUGGCCAGCCUACAGACGAGCAAAGUUUGGUUAAUUGGAAUGUCUAUUUGAUAGUCGUGUUAGCUCUAGUUAACGAGAAACAAGAAUUCUAUAUGUACGGGCAAUGGGAGGAUGUGAAAUGGAAACCUGUGGAAUCGGACGAUGAGGUCCAAGAAUGA
Molecule: messenger RNA, 1008 nt
Organism: Striga hermonthica
Lineage: Eukaryota; Viridiplantae; Streptophyta; Magnoliopsida; Lamiales; Orobanchaceae
Source: the annotation of a GenBank genome assembly